CGGUGUUUUGCUGCUCCAGUUGCCAUCGAACUCGUUCGUUGAUUGAUUACUGUGCAAUGGCGCGCUGUGACUGCGCCUUAUGUCAAGAUUGUGUAAUCAUUGGUGUGAGGGCUUUCCUAGAACGGGAACUGCGAGAGUGGGAGCCACGGAUCGCGCAAUGGAAGGAGGAUAGAAAAAAUUCGGCGGCUCUCGAUCUGCCACGUGGCGGCGGACGGGGGGUGUCGUGCCCUCUUCCGCUUCCGACGCCAGGUGAUCCCGUGCCAUGUCCCAACCGGUUUUCCCGCUCUCGGUGUCCCGGCAUCGUUCCGCUCGGAGACUGCCAGCAAUUAGCGCCCGAUCUGACCACGCGGUGGUGCGAGGCGGCGAAUAUCAUCUUCUUCGCCCGCAGUUCCUUCUUGCGCUGUCCGCAUCCUACGUGUCACAUGGUCAUUGAACGAAUUGCGCCUAGUAAGGAGCCGGCGGGGGGGGGCGGCGGAGCCGGCUCCGCCGCUGCCGCCCUUUGCGAUAGCCUCCGCGAGGUGGAUCUCUCGGGGAGGCCGUUGUCGGAUGCCGCGUUACAAGAUCGCGCUGAGAACAGGUACCGCUGCCCAAUGUGCGGAAUCAACUUCUGCGCCAAGUGCUUGGCGGUGCCCUAUCAUCUCGGGGAGACCUGCGCGGAGAGGAAUGCGCCCAGGUGCUACUAUUGUGAAGACAAGCUGCCAGCUGGUUGGCGGGAAACUUGUGAGCAGAGCUGGAAGAAGGACAAGAAGUCGUUGAGGCGCAUGAAAGAAGCCGCCUUGCGAUUACAACUGGACGUGGGAUGGUGCAGGUCUGUCGAGGAGCACGAAGAGGUCUUGCAGCUGUUCUCGACGGUCUGCGACGAGGAGGAUUGCCGAUCACGGCUCCAGGCGGCAUGUACCAAGAAACUGCCAUGUGGACAUCGUUGUGGCGGCGUCCGAGGGGGAUCCCACUGUCUGCCCUGCCUCAAGGAUGGCUGUGGCGGCGAGGAGCGCGCCGCCGGGGGGCAGGUCCUUCCUUCUGCUGACGACUUUUGUGCAAUUUGCAUGGUAGAGCCGCUGGACAAAGCCCCCUGCUUGUUGCUGGGAUGCAAGCAUGUUGUGCACAAGCRUUGCGCAGAGGGGAAGCUGCGGGCUGGGUAUCCCGGCCCAGCCAUCAGCACCAAGUACUUGGAAUGUCCGAUGUGCUCAAGGGAGAUGAGUCAUUCUCUUCUCAAGACUCUGAUGGAGGAGCCAUUGAAGCUGAAGGCAGCGAUAACUCAGAAGGCACUCAAGAGACUGGAGUUGGAAAGGAGAGGGAACGCCAUUGGUGCAUUGGAGCCAGGAGGGGAGUACGAGGGGAGGCCAGAAGCGUAUGCACUGCACACCUACCAGUUCUUCAUGUGUUUCAACUGUAAGAAGCCAUAUUUUGGGGGAGAGAGACGAUGUGCUGCUCCUGUGGAGGAGGAGAAUGGAGAUGACGGAGGAGCAGAAAAUGCCGCGGCAGGGGAUUACAACCCAGCAGAGCUGAUCUGUGGCGGCUGUGCCGCCAUGGCCAGUGACGCUGAAGAGUGCAAACGCGGCCAUGGAAAAGAAUACAUCCAGUUUAAGUGUCGUCAUUGCUGCUCCAUUGCGACUUUCUUCUGCUUCGGUACAACGCACUUCUGUGACGAGUGCCACAGGUUGCGUCGCAGUCUCGCAGGCGGUGUUGAGGGCAGCGGCGGCAGCGGCGGCGGCGGCGGCGGCGGCGGCGGCGGGGCAGCGCGACGUUGAUGGGAGGAGGAUGAGAAAAAUGUGGUGGAAUAGUAGUAGUAGUAGUAGGAGGACGAGGAGGAGGAGGAGGAGGAGGAGGAGGACAAAGAAAAAAGAAAUGAAGAGAAAAAGGACAAAGAGGACAAGGUGAAAGAUAUGGCGGAACUUGUUGCGGAAGAAGAGGAGUAGUAGGAGUAGGAAGAGGACGAGGAAGAAGAAGAAGAGGAGCUUGAGGAGGGGAAGCACAUGACAGAAGAGGAUGAAGAGGAGGAGGAGGAAGAUGAACAUGAAGAGGAGGAGGAGGAGGAGGGUGGCACAAGAGGUAUGGGGGGAGUCGCACUGUUUUUUUUUUUUUUCCUUCGUCAUUUUUUUCCUUCUUCAAUCAAUCAAGCAAGCAAUC
Molecule: messenger RNA, 2127 nt
Organism: Chara braunii
Lineage: Eukaryota; Viridiplantae; Streptophyta; Charophyceae; Charales; Characeae
Source: the annotation of a GenBank genome assembly